AUGUCGACGCCAUCACCACUUGCGGCUACCGCGCUCUCGCUUGACGACACCCUCGCGAGGAUCAUCCGGCGCGGCGACCCAGUCGUGUUUGUCACUGGCUCGGGUUUGUCUGCGCCGAGCGGCAUUCCGACGUUCCGAGGCGCGGAGGGCGUGUGGGCCAAGUGGGUCCUGGAGUGGGGCACACGCGCCGCCUUUCUCGCCGACCCUCGCGGCUGGUAUGACAAUUUUUGGAUCCCAGCACACGUGGUCGCUGAGCCUGGUUCAACGAGCGAGCGGACCUACGAGCCGUCCGCCGGACACUUCGCGGUUGCGGAGGUUGCCGCGUGCCGCCAGACCAACGUGCACGUCAUCACGCAGAACAUCGAUGGGCUGCAUCAGAGGGCCGGCCUGCCCUCGGAGCGGCUGGUCGAGGUCCACGGCCGCGCCGGGCUGCUCAAGUGCGUCUCGCCCGGCUGCCGAUACGCGGCCGCCGAGAGCAUCGGCCCGGCGCAGUUAGACCUCGCGACCGCCACAGCCGAGUGGGAGGCGGAUGCGAAGGGUCCCGAUGUAACACCCGACCCCGCGCUUCGGGCACGCGUGGUGGUUCACCUGCGGCUCCGGCCGGCGGGCGGCGGCGUCCGAGCGACGUGUGCGGUGGAGCGGCAGGCGGCCCCAUGCGACCCCAAGGCGACGCGAACGGUGCUGGGUGCGCUGCCAACCUGCCCUGCCUGCGGCGCGCCGGCGCUGCCGCAGGCGCUGCUCUUCGACGAGGAGUACGAGUCGCACUCCUUUUACCAGUACCGCAAGGCGCGCCGCUGGCUCGACGGCAGCGGUGGACAGGCGCUUGUCUUCGUCGGCACCUCCUUCGCCGUCGGGGUGACGGAGCAUGCGCUCCUCGGCGCUCCUCGCCGCCAGCCGAGAGCGGCCGAGCGGUCGCUGCCGAGCUUCUCCUUCAACAUUGUGCCCGAGUCGGCGACGCAGGCCCACGAGGCGGGCGGCGAGCUCGGCGGUGCAAGGCAGCACGCCCCGCCGAUGCAUCACAUCGUCGGCUGCUGCGAGGCGCCGCCGCAGGCACAGCGGUCCGCACCCCGCCGCCACACGCCACACGCGGUAGUGCCGUGCCCGCAGGUGACUCUGCCCAAGCUGGCCGCGCUGGUCGCGUCGCCGCUCGCCGCCAAGGCGGCGGACUGGUACGAGGGGUGGAUCCCUCCCCAUGCCGAGGCGGCGGCGCUCGAGGGGCUCGGAAGCGAGUGGAGCGAGCUGCUGACGGGCGGGACGACGUGGGUGGCUUGCGACGCGUGCGGCAAGUGGCGGAGGCUGCCCGCGGGCGUUGCGCUUGACGAGGAGGAGGCGAGCGCGCGAUGGUGGUGUAGGCAAAACGUGUGGGACCCGACUCGCGCGACGUGCGAGGCGGAGGAGGAGCCGUGGUGA
Messenger RNA from Emiliania huxleyi CCMP1516, 1410 nucleotides. Its product is annotated as transcriptional regulator, Sir2 family. The transcript is spliced from 5 exons. Gene Ontology annotation, molecular function: NAD+ binding; zinc ion binding. Bases 1 to 1410 code for a protein of 469 amino acids. The record is from RefSeq and is a predicted model, not a curated record. NCBI's taxonomy places the organism in Eukaryota, Haptophyta, Isochrysidales, Noelaerhabdaceae.